This is a messenger RNA of Closterium sp. Yama58-4, 957 nucleotides long. NCBI's taxonomy places the organism in Eukaryota, Viridiplantae, Streptophyta, Zygnematophyceae, Desmidiales, Closteriaceae. The record is from the annotation of a GenBank genome assembly.
AUGUACCAGAAAAAAAUGGAGCUAGCUGUGGUUGUGGCGUUCUUUCGCCAACCGGACGACGUUACAAGCGUGUACCCGUCAGAAAGCGUGGUGAUGCGGUGCCUCAUCGGUGUUUGGGGCAAGAGCAAGGCUGCCGCGCUGGCAGAAGUCAUGAUGUACUGCGUGGCGCGGGCAGGCGCUUCAACGCGCAAGCAGAGUGAUUGGCGUGCGCGGAUCUCGAUGAAUGGGCGCCGGAAUUUUUCUGACGCUUUUGGGCUAGUUUGCAAAGCGAAUCCCCGUCUGAAAUUCGAUUACACCGAGCUGAUUUGUGAUGAGGAGCGCACACCGACCCAAGUAUACAACUUGGCGAGCGAGGAUGGUACACCACUGGUCAAGCCUCUUGAAAAGGGAGGGCUUCUUCGCUGGCACUUUGCUGACGGCACGAUGCACCCGUUUGGCACUGUGCUCUUCGACAUCAUCGUCCGCAACGCCUUUCAGAAGGGAGCUGGCGGGUCGGCUACGGUGGUGAAGGCGUACCACAUCGCCUAUCUGCUGUAUCUGGUUGAAUAUUCAGUCGUGCACCACAAGGCUCGUGGCAAACGCAUUCCAACGGAUGCGGAUGUCAAUGCAGCUGACAUUGCCAGCUACCACCGCAAGGUGAAGGCUGCCAUUCGCAAGACCCUCGAGGAGUCCCCGAAUGACCAGCUUCCUGCAUGGUCGGAGCAGUAUCAGGGGUGGGUGUUUGGACCCACCGAGACCGUGGUGAUCUCGGGCAGCGGCUUCCCCGACCUUGUUCCCGAUGGGGCUGACCCCGAUGCCACCGAGAAGAAGGAGGUUGCUCUCCUGUUCGAAUAUGCCCAGGUGGAGCCCGAGAAAGGCAAGAAGAAGAAGACGGGUUCCAACAGCAGUGAUGCCACCAUGGAGCGUGAUCUCCUGGAUGAUGUGGGUGAGUGGGAGGAUGCGGAGGAUAGUGUGUAG